This is a messenger RNA of Oncorhynchus keta (chum salmon), 3443 nucleotides long. Its product is annotated as 5'-AMP-activated protein kinase subunit gamma-1. NCBI's taxonomy places the organism in Eukaryota, Metazoa, Chordata, Actinopteri, Salmoniformes, Salmonidae. The record is from RefSeq and is a predicted model, not a curated record. The transcript is spliced from 14 exons. The coding region runs from base 644 to 2269 and encodes 541 amino acids.
UGCUGCCUAAUUUAAAGGGACAACACACACUGCAGACAGCUGCACAUGACAAUCUACAGCAGCACGGACUCUUGCUGCUGCACGCCUGUGGACCAGAUAUAACAAAGAUUCAAAGAGAGGGAGGUAGAACGAGAAAGCGAGAGCUAGAAAAAGAUAGAGAGCGCGAGGAAGCUCCAGGGAAAGGAGGACAGAACUCUUUGUCUUGAAAAGUGUGUUUAAGAGGAAUCGCCACUGAAAGUUUAUAUGAGAGGCCAGCUCUCCUCUGGGGAGUGAAGCUUUCAGCCUGGCUGGCUACUUUCUUGCUCUUCCUUCAGAUGUUUCUACUGUGAACUAUUUGGCUGGCUCACAUCUCCAGUCUCUCCACACGGUCUAUAUAUAAGAGUACCCCUGGGACCAUUCACGUGGAUUGACGGUCACUACUCAGCACUGUCCUUGGAUCAGUUUUGCACAGCUCCUAAAGGAGAUGAUUUACCUGGCUGACCUGAGCUAGGAUCAGAUUAUCUUGGAGUGCGGAUUUUGCGAGAAGGGGAACAUUGAAGCUUGAAUCGGGUCUUGUUCAGGCUUGAUUGAAUCCGAUAACUCCUAUUUAGUCGGAUAUGUUCUACUUGGGUUUAUACACUAUACUUGUGUCCCAUCGUGCCCCAUGAAGCGAUUUGGGAGCCUGAGGGCGAGCAAGAAGAAGAAGGAGCCAGACAGACGGACAGGGAGGAGGCAGUCCGAGCCCCACGGCCUCUUGGGAAACACCUCUGGGAUCUCCUCGCCCCCCUCAACUCCUCCAACGCAGUCCGUCAAGCAGCCGCCGGCGUUCCUGCUGGAGGCCUAUCGGAGUGAACCGGAGAGGCCGGAGGCACGGAUGCGCUCCUACUCUUCCCCGCCAGACACCGGGCAACGCUUCAGUCUACCCUGCACCAAACCACCCAUGACUCCCUCCGCCCCCAUCUCUACCUCACAAUCACAACCAGUCGACAGUUUAGUUGAAACCAUGCUGAAGAAACUUGAGCUAGAAGAUGAAGCUGUUGAAGAAUCCGAAAGGGAUAUCUACAUGCGCUUUAUGAAGUCACACAAGUGCUACGACAUUGUUCCUACCAGCUCCAAGCUUGUUGUUUUUGACACUACUCUGCAAGUAAAGAAGGCUUUCUUUGCCUUGGUUGCCAACGGGGUGCGGGCAGCCCCGCUAUGGGAGACGAAGAAGCAGAGCUUUGUCGGAAUGUUAACCAUCACAGACUUCAUCAACAUCCUCCACAGAUACUACAAGUCUCCCAUGGUACAAAUAUAUGAGCUGGAGGAGCAUAAAAUUAAAACGUGGAGAGAGCUCUACCUACAAGAAACCUUUAAGCCGUUAGUGAACAUAUCACCUGAUGCAAGUAUAUUUGACGCAGUAUACUCGCUCAUCAAGAACAAGAUCCACCGGCUGCCCGUCAUCGACCCAGUCAGCGGAAACGCACUUUAUAUCCUCACACACAAGAGAAUCCUCAAGUUCCUCCAGCUCUUUGUGUGUGAGAUGCCAAAGCCUGCCUUUAUGAAGCAGACCCUGGAGGAGCUGACCAUCGGCACCUACCACAACAUCGCCUUCAUCCACCCCGACACACCCAUCAUCAAGGCCCUGAACAUCUUCGUGGUCCGGAGGGUGUCCGCCCUGCCAGUGGUGGACGAGUCAGGGAAAGUCGUGGAUAUUUAUUCCAAGUUUGAUGUCAUUAACCUUGCUGCUGAGAAGACCUACAACAACCUGGACAUCACGGUGACCCAGGCUCUGAGGCAUCGCUCGCAGUACUUUGAGGGUGUGAUGAAGUGCAACCGGCUCGAGACACUGGAGACCAUCGUGGACAGGAUAGUCAAAGCAGAGGUCCACAGGCUGGUGGUGGUGGGCGACAACGCCCACAUCGUGGGCAUCGUUUCCCUGUCGGACAUCCUGCAGGCCCUGGUGCUCACCCCUGCAGGCAUCGACAGGAAGAGCAGCCAAGCACAAUCAAAGGCAGAGGCACCACCAGAAACAUUGGUAGAGGCAGAGGCACCACCGGAAACAUUGGUAGAGGCAGAGGCACCACCGGAAACAUUGGUAGAGGCAGAGGCACCACCGGAAACAUUGGUAGAGGCAGAGGCACCACCGGAAACAUUGGUAGAGGCAGAGGCACCACCGGAAACAUUGGUAGAGGCAGAGGCACCACCGGAAACAUUGGUAGAGGCAGAGGCACCACCGGAAACAUUGGUAGAGGCAGAGGCACCACCGGAAACAUUGGUAGAGGCAGAGGUAGUAGGGGCUGGAAACUGAAGCUGAGACUGAGAUGGAGAACGCUGAAGCCGUGGCAAAGACUGAGGCAGUAGUGAAGGUAGAGACUGAAGCUGGACCAAAAGAUGCUGAGGGAAAGGCGGCGUGUGUGCUGUGUGUGACUGAUCUGCCGUGACACGGGACAUUGCUGUGAGAGGAAGUUGACUCGGAAGACUGAUGGAAGUUGAACCCCCAGACUGAUGCAUUGUCUGGGCUGAGAAAAGGGUUGGAUCUGACUGGUGGGAUGGGUGGUACAGUCAGUGACCCUCUGGGUAACCAGGGCCCUGAUGGGUAAUUUGCUGUGAUAGGGGAGACGUGGUCACAUGGGUGACUGACUCGGGCUAACCAACCUGGGAUUAUUUUACUAGAGGGUUUGGCGGUGGUGCCUCUUCUCCCCCCACAAGAUUGUGCAUCAUCACUCCCCUCUACUUUUACCCCCUGGAUGUUCCAGAAAUAACCCCUACCCCCUAGGCCCUCAUUUAGACUUGACAUGAGUGGAAAGGUAUUCGCAACAUGACUAGUAUUCCAGCUAGCCUAUCAGAAGCCCUCAAGGUGGUUUGAGUUAUUAUAAUCUUGUUUUUAGUUGCAGGCUAUUUUCCAUUUGAAUCAUAAUCGUGUCUGCUCUCCUUCAGGGAAAGACUAUUGAGUUGUUUUUUUCUUUAUUUGCACAAGGUUUUGUGAAUGGAAACAAGGGAUGUCGGUGGCUCUCCGAAAACUACACCCAUUCCCCCUGCUGCUUAUGAUGUCCCUGUGACAGUGGGCGGAGCUUGCUGUCCUGUCUUUAACGUCAUUGGUGCCUUUUGAGAGAUGUAUUUUUGAAAGAGAGCGAAAGAGGUGUUGGUAUGACGACUUUGUUGCUCAAUGCAAUUCAAGAAGAAGCAGCUGCCUAUAUACAAUAUAUCCAAUAUGUAUUUACAUUUCUCCAGUUACUUAGAGGCAUGCAAGAUACAUCUUGUACUCUGUAUCGAUCAUACUGGAAAUAUAGAGAAACCUUUUGUACUGAGGAAACUUUAAGUGCCAGAGAAAGGACAGUUAUAUUUUUUUCUCUUUAGUCAAUAUUGUAAGAUGAGUGGUUUAUCUAUUGAAAAUGAACAGAUGUGCCACAUAAUACAUGUUUCUGUUAUUGAAGUUUUCUUUUGCUGUUUUAAAAAAAAAGUAAUAAAACAUACUACUGAAA